Messenger RNA from Trypanosoma conorhini, 1218 nucleotides. Its product is annotated as eukaryotic peptide chain release factor subunit 1. NCBI's taxonomy places the organism in Eukaryota, Euglenozoa, Kinetoplastea, Trypanosomatida, Trypanosomatidae. The transcript has a single exon. Gene Ontology annotation, cellular component: cytoplasm. The coding region runs from base 1 to 1218 and encodes 405 amino acids. The record is from RefSeq and is a predicted model, not a curated record. Gene Ontology annotation, biological process: RNA surveillance; nuclear-transcribed mRNA catabolic process, no-go decay; ribosome disassembly.
AUGCGUCUCCUGCGAAAGGCAGUGCGACCCGAUGGGGAGGUGGAGGUGAAGGUGACGGUCAGCACCACUGAGGACUUGUGGCACCUGUACAACUUCCUGCUUCUCGGCGAUCACGUGCGCACGAAGACGCGGCGUAAAGUGACGAAGGAAACGUCCAUCGGCACAAAGGCGGCAGAGGUGCGUGUCGUUACUCUGGAGCUUGAGGUGCGCCAGGUGGAUUUUUCCCCUGAGGAGCUUCGGGUGCAAGGCAUCAACGUCUCAGAAAACGAGCACGUGAAACUCGGCGCACACCACACGCUGUCGAUUAUUACCUUCCCGCCACAGGACAUCACCAUCGUCAAGAAGGAGUGGGAUGACAUUAUUGAGGCCCGACUGAGGGAGGCGUGCGACAACGAGGCGAGGGCUGAUACGGCGGCCGUGGUAAUGGAUAACGGUACAGCCAAUCUACUCCUGGUGACCCCCUCGUUUAUGCACCCCAAGGCGAAGGUGGAGGUGACGAUCGCGAAGAAGCACAAGAAUGAUGGCACGGCGCGGGAUAAAAGCAUUCAGCGUUUUUUUAAACACGUGCUGGACGCUAUUUGCACGCAUGUCGACUUUGAAAAGACAAAGCUGCUUCUUAUCUGUUCGCCUGCCCACAUUCGGGAGGAGUUUUUCAAGUACAUGGAGUCCGCUACCGUUCACGCUGAGGCGGGAGCGCUGCGAACCGUUUACAAGAAUUUGUCCAAGGUGGUGCUUGUGAAAGUGACAGACUGCACAAAUGAUGCACUUCGCAAAGCCUUCGCCGACCCCGCCAUCGCAACUCAAAUGAGCUCCACACGCUCUACUGAGGACAUGAAGGUUUGGCAAAGUUUUCAUAACACAAUGAGCAGUGAUCCGGAUCGUUGCGUGUACACCCCACAAAUGGUUUACCAGGCUGCAAUGGUGGGGGCAAUAGGAAGGCUCAUGGUGAGCGACGAGGUUUUUCGCUCGAGUAGUCCCGUUGAAAGGCGUUUUUAUUUGUCACUCGUCCAGUUUGUCAAGAAUGGUGGAGGAAAAGUUAGCGUUUUCUCCAGCAAUCACCUUACUGGGGAACAGCUGACGCAGCUGGGUGCCGUGGCUGCGAUUCUUCUCUUUCCAUGCCCAGAGUUGGACGAGGUGGAAGUGGUCUCAGAUUUUAUUAAUAGUGAAGAGGCCGCCGCAUUCAUUCGAGAAAAUGCCCCUGCACGUGUGACGGUUUGA